Molecule: messenger RNA, 4020 nt
Organism: Aphidius gifuensis
Lineage: Eukaryota; Metazoa; Arthropoda; Insecta; Hymenoptera; Braconidae
Product: ras guanine nucleotide exchange factor P
Exons: 5
Coding region: 529-3261 (910 amino acids)
Biological process (GO): regulation of transcription by RNA polymerase II
Cellular component (GO): nucleus
Molecular function (GO): transcription cis-regulatory region binding
Source: RefSeq, a predicted model, not a curated record
UUGUGUGUGUGUAUGUGUGUGUGUUUGCUGCUGUCAAUCGACGCAUUGUAUAAUUGUAAGAUUGUUUUGAUUUUAUCAAAAGAUAAUAAUUAACAAUAAAAAACUAAUCAGGUACUCCUAUAUUUGAAUAUAAAUAAAAUAAAAUUCAAUUAAAGUGUAAAUUGGAGUAUGGCUGAUAUACAUAUGUCACAACAACAAAAACAACAACAACACUCUAUGGAAACUCACAGCAUUCCUGUGUGUCAUCAUUAAAACAUAGGCGUGUGAUAUGUACAUAGUCCUCUUGUUAUUUUAUUACAACAAAUAUUAUUUUACAAUAAGCUAUUAAUGCAAGGUAUAUGAGCUUGAUGAGCUGCCUUGAAAAAAUUAAUUAACAUUUCCUUAAUAAUCAAUUAUUAUUUUAAUUAAAAAGACGAAAAAUAAAUAAAACUUGAUUAACAACAACGUCAACAUGCAAUGGUACAACAAGUGUUAUUAUUCUACACAUUAAAUUAAUUGGUGACACUUGGACAAUUUGAUAUUGGUUUGAUGAGUCUUGUUGGAAAAAUGUAUGACGUCUUAGUACAGCAGGAUGCCUGGUGUUACUGGGUCAUAUCAAUUGCUGUAAUAGUCUCUUUGGUUGGAUUUAUCCUUGCUUGUAUUUGCAGCUGUCGACAUAAUGACAACAAAACAAACAGUGCAAAUAGAAGUCUUCCAGAUAUACCAAAAGAUAGAAAUCCUGGUCUCAAUGAUAGUGGCUUGACAACAACAACUCAAGAUGUCAUUUAUGAGGCAAAUGAAGUUAUAAGUGAUCCCUCAGAACUUUAUGCAACUGUUCAAGAUAAAAAUAUCAUUGGAAAAAUAAAUAAUGAACGAGUAACACGUGCAAGUUCACAAGAAUCAUCUUCAUUGGCUGAGGAUGACAGUGGAUAUCCAUAUGCAAGAUUAAAUCCUGUUAAAACUACAACUGAUGAACAUCCAUAUGCACAAGUACAAAGUGUUCAAAAAACAGAACCAAAACGUAAAAAUAGUUUUAUAAAUAAUCCUAGUCAAAACGCUGAUUCAAGUAUAGCAUCGAUUUCAAGCAAAUCAACAAAUCCAGUUGCUCCACCAAGAACACGUCGUUCAUUGUCACAAAAUUCAUUGCUCAAUGUUGAAAUAUUAACUUGUGAUAUACAAGCAGCAAAUGCAAUAACUGGUGGUGUUCAAGCAAAUCAAGAUUUACCAUACAUGACACCACCACUUUUAAUGACAUUACCAAGAUUACCUGGUAAUAAUACAUCUCAAACUCAAUUACAUUUAAAUUCACAAAUUCAACAACAACAACAAUUACAAUCACAAUCACAACAACAGCCACAACAACAACAACAACAGCAGCAGCAGUUACAACAAUCACAACAGCAACAACAACAACAGCCACAACAUUUUAGUGGUGAUUCACAAGAUUCAAAAGGUUAUACGAGUAUCAGUGUUCGUGAGCCAUUGGCUAAUAUUAUUGCACAAACUAAAGCAGCACAAAGUCGUCAACAAUCACAAAGGCCAUCAGCUGAUUCUCAUUAUGCCACUGUUUCUGAUGAUUCUGAUGAAAUGUAUGCUGCAAUUGAUGAACAAGAAAAAAUAUAUACAAGUGGCAGUGAGACAUAUGCACAAAUACAGCCAAUGACAACAGCUACAACAAUUGAAACAAAUAGAGUUGUUGUUCAUAAUAAUGAACAGUUGCUUGUUAUACCAUCAUCAUCACAUAAUAUACCAGUAAUAGUAGGAGCAGCAGCAGCAACAACAACAACAACAGCAAUGACAACAACAACACCAGCAACAACAACAGCAGCAACAGAAUUAGUUGAUGAUUCUGUAUUUACAGCACCUCAACCACCAAGUGUUGACAGUUUGAGAUAUGUUGCACAUGCACACUCAAGACAAGCAUCAUCAUCAAGUGCAACAAGUUCAAUUAUUAAUCCAAGCUCACCAAAACCAGAAAAACGUCAAGCAAAUUCACCAUUACCACCUCCACCACCACCUCUUCCAGUUUCUUCUGUUGAUGAUGAUGAUGAUGAUGACAACGAUGACAAUAAUGAUAACAUGUUGAUUGAUCCAUAUGCAUUAAUUGAUAAAAUAUAUAAAACAAAUGAUAAUAAUAAUCAGGUAAUGAUUAAUAAUUGUCAAGGACUUGCUGUUGGUAAAUCACUGGAAGAUAUGUAUGCCAAAGUUAUGAAAAGAAAACGUGAUCCUGAAGAAGAAAGAAAUAUACUUACAAAUUUAAUUGAUUCAUCAUCAGCAAGAAAAUUAAGUGUUGUUGAUGUAUCAAGAAUUUCAUGGUCUAGUCGUGAUUCAAUGGAAUUUUCAAAAAAAGAACCUGAAUCAAAUCCAACAACAAUAACAACAACAACAAUUACAUCUACUGUUACAUCAACAGCAACAACAACAGCACCAGCUUUAUUAUCAAAUAAUAAUCCUUCAGAUUUAUUAAAUAUGCAUGCAAUUGAAUUUGCCAAAGUAUCGAGAAUAUAUGAACUUGAUAAAACUCCAGAAUAUGAAGAUGAUGAUUAUCAAAUAUCAUCGUCAUCAUCAUCAUCAAUAUCAAAUACAAGAGUACAACAAAAAGCUACAAGACCUCGAUCAAAUGUUAAUUUAAAAAAUGUCGAUUCAAACUAUGAAAUAUUAAAACCACAAAAAUUAUCAUUAAAUAAUAAUAAGAAUAAUAAUAAUGGUGUUGAUAAAAAUGAAAAAUCUACGAAUUCAUCAUCAAAUUUAAUGAAAAAUCAUAAUGGAAUUGAUGUUUUACCAUUUUAUUCAGUUCCAUUAAAAAAUCGUCAAGUUAGUAAUGCAAGUAGUGAAGAUCCUGGCUAUGAAAAAGUACGUUUACGUAGACGUAAUGACAAUGACAUUGAUAAUGACAAUGAUAAUGAUGAUUCAGAGCCAAAUUAUGAAAGUAUGCCACAUGAGCCAAAUUAUGCUUCAGUUUGUCGACCUGGUGAUAGUGAUACUGAUCCAAAUUAUGAAUCAGUUAAUAAUAGUGAUCCAAAUUAUGAAAGUGUUAGAUAUGUGACAACAAAUAAAAUUCAUGAACAAAAACAUCAAGAACCACCGUAUGAACAGGUAAAUGCAUUUAAUAAAAAUUUAAAUAAAUUCGAUGGAUAUGAAAAAGUUAAAACGAAAAAAAUUAAAAAAAAAACAACAACAACAACAAGUGAUGAUUCAAAUUAUGAAAAAAUACAAAUAAAUGAUGAUGGUAUGAUGGACAGUGUUGACAUCAGUGAUGAUGAGCAAUAUGUUCAAGUGUAAAUUUUUAUUUUUUUAUUUUUGCCAUUUACGACUUAACAAUAAAUAUUAUUAAUUAAUUUGGUAUAAAGGUUACUAGUUAUUAUUAUUAUUAUUAUUAUUAUUGAGGGGAUAUAAAUCAAAGUAGAAUUUUGUUUUUUUUAUUUAUUAAUAAAAUUGAUAUAUAAAUUUAAAUAAUAAAUGUCUGAAAAACACCCAACUACCGUAAUGAGGAUAAGACUGAUGAAGACGAGAAGUGAGAAAUGAAAUGAAUUAAAUAUUAUCAAAAAAAUUAACAGACAUAAUUACGGAACAAUUAUAAUAUUAUAAUAUUAUAAAUAAUAGUCUUGAAUUUGAUGACAAAAAAAAUAUAUUCUAUCAAAGUAUUAUAUUUCAAUUUUCAUAUAAAAUAUAUUUAUUUAAAAAAUAUACAUUCCACUAUAUUAUUUUUAUUAUUAUUUUUGUCAAUACACAUACAUUAAUAUGUAUAUUUAAAAACGAGGCCAUAUAAAUAAUUAUUCAGUGCAAUUGAAUUUGAAAUAUAAACUCAAUUUAUUAUUAGUACAUUAUAUACUUUUUUUUGUACAAGAAACCGUAUGAAAAUAUUAUAAUCUAAUUACCGUAAAAUAAUUAUAAUAAUAUAUUUAUAACAAAUAAAUACAAAUGCAAUAAUUAAUAAUUGAACUAACUUUAACAACUGGUUGCGGUUGACAGUGUCAACAUGUAUUUUUAAGUUGAAUAAUAAUAUAUAUAUAUUUAAACAAAAAAAAAAAAAAAAAAAAA